AUGGCUAACCCACGCGAUGAAAGCGAAAAGCUGAGCGUGAAUCACACCGCACCGAAUGAUAGUGACAGCGAGACCGAGGUCUUCCAUGACGCCCGAUAUCCGGCAGAUGAAGAAGCUCGACUGGUCGAAGAAUCCAACACGAUAAAAGCAGAAGCCAACAAGCUCUUCACCUCCAAAUCCUAUGAUCAGGCCGUGUCCUACUACGACCGAGCGCUCGCCUCCUGCCCGAACUACCUUGACUACGAAGUUGCUGUUCUGAAAUCCAACGUAGCAGCUUGCUAUUUGAAACUGGAAGACUGGAAGGCAGCCGUGGAUUCUGCAACGACAUCUCUCGAGCGUUUGGAUAAUAUAAUCCCGCAAGAAGCUUCCGCGUCCGACAACAACAACUCAAAGGGCAAGGCGAAAGACAGUGGUGACGAAAAUACGGAUGCCGUGGUUGAAAUUUCUGGCGAUGACGAAGAAGAGGAGCUCGAGAGGCUACAAAAAUUGGAUGAGAAGAAGAGGAAUGUGCUCCGGAUCCGGGCGAAAGCUCUCAUGAGACGUGCGAAGGCCAAGAUGCAGCUUGGAGGAUGGGGAAAUCUUCAGGGGGCUGAGGAGGACUAUAAGGAUCUUGAGUCUAUGGAGAACUUGCCUCCGGAUGAUAUGCGGAUCGUGAAGAAGGCUCUUCGGGAACUCCCGGAGCGAAUAAGUAAGGCGCGGGAGAAGGAAAUGGCGGAGAUGAUGGGAAAGUUGAAAGAGCUCGGGAACGGCAUUCUUAAACCCUUCGGUCUCUCCACGGAUAACUUCAAUUUCGUCAAGGAUCCCAAAACGGGCGGCUACAGUAUGAAUUUUCAGUCAUGA
Monascus purpureus is the source of this 840-nucleotide messenger RNA. The record is from the annotation of a GenBank genome assembly. Lineage: Eukaryota; Fungi; Ascomycota; Eurotiomycetes; Eurotiales; Aspergillaceae.